AUGGCAGCAAUACAUGCUGAUUGCAUUGAACUUAUUGAGUCAAACCGAGACUAUGUUACUGAUAUGGAAAAUUGUGAAUUUACAUAUGAAUGGACAAUUAAAGACUACAGGGAAUUCCGGGAUGAAACAAUUAUUGAAUCACCAAGUUUUUCAUCUCAUUAUGCUGAUUUUAACGAUAAAUGGAUUUUAAGAAUUUGUUCAUGUGGAAUUUAUGAUGAUCGGGGUGCACGUUUUUUUUCGGUAGAGCUACAACUUCAAUCUUUCAAUAAUACUUCACCAUUAAAAACAAAAUGUAAAAUAUCAAUCCCUAAUAGAGAUGAAAUAACUGUGGAACAUAAUUUCUGUAGAUUUGCAGAAAAAAUUACAUGGAAAGGAUAUAUUUCAGAAUUCGACUUCUUUAUGAAAAAAAUGAAUUCUAUACGAGAACGGCCUAUUUAUUAUCUUAAAAUUCGUUGUACAAUAACAAUGCCUCGAAAACUAACAAAUACUUCUGGUGGAAUUUCAUCAUUUGAUGCAAAACUACAACUGUGUGUCGACUUGGAAAAACUUUUGUCAAAUGAAAAAUCAGCUGAUGUUACAAUUCAAGUGGGUCAAAAAUCAUUUCGUGCAAUCAAAGGAAUUCUUGGAGUACGUAGUCCAGUUUUUGCUGCAAUGUUUGAUCAUGAACAAUUCAAAGAAAAUGAAAAUAAUGAGGUUGUCAUUGAAGAUAUUGAAGGAGAUGUUUUUGGAGAAUUUUUACAUUAUAUUUAUACUGAUGAAUCACCAAAUGUUAAAAAAAUGCCAAUGGAACUACUUGCUGUUGCUGAUAAAUAUCAGGUGGAUCGUCUUAAAAUUAUUUGUGAAAAUAUAAUAUGCAAAAUGAUAAAUGUUGAUAAUGUUGCAAAUAUACUUUGUUGUAUAUUACUACUAUCAUAG
Messenger RNA from Aphidius gifuensis, 915 nucleotides. RefSeq names its product speckle-type POZ protein-like. Gene Ontology annotation, biological process: regulation of proteolysis; proteasome-mediated ubiquitin-dependent protein catabolic process. The transcript has 2 exons. Gene Ontology annotation, molecular function: ubiquitin protein ligase binding. Gene Ontology annotation, cellular component: cytoplasm. NCBI's taxonomy places the organism in Eukaryota, Metazoa, Arthropoda, Insecta, Hymenoptera, Braconidae. The coding region runs from base 1 to 915 and encodes 304 amino acids. The record is from RefSeq and is a predicted model, not a curated record.